UUAGUGACUUUAAAAAAGCUUCUGUCUUUCUGAAAAGAUACUUGCAAGUUGGUUUUAUCUUAUUUCAGGAAUACUAAGAUAUUUGCCCUAAAAUAUAAAGCAAAAAUAGUUGGUGAGAUAUUGUUUUUUGCAGCAAGCUAAUAUUAUAGCUAAACAACAAUAGAAGAAAAAGAGGCAUCUAUUUUUUUUUUGGCUUUAAACAAAGGCCCCUUACCCCUCCAUUUUGCAAUUUUGGCAUGUUUUAAGCUUCGGCUAGAAGAUAGGAAGUGCGUUUCAUUAAUGCAUUCUGUCACUAAUCCCUGUCUGUUGGCCUAGUUUCUCUCCAUUCCACCUGCUGUACGGCUGCAGGGGUUUGGAGCCUAUAGCAAACAGCAGGGUGCACAAACCGCUGGGAUAAUAGUUGGAGACAAACAACCCUUCAGCUUCUCAUCCAGGGUUAUGAGUAAUUUACCUUGAUUUGAAUGGGCCUUAAGCAUAUAAGCCUUUGUUUUCCCACAUAGUCAUCCUUUCAUGUUGAAGUAUAUGGUGAUUCUGUGCUAUUGCUGACUUCUUCUUUAUGUGGGAGUGGUAAGGAAAGGGCCAGUGCGGCAUGUUGGAUCUGGUAUCAGCGUUUCCACAGCAACACGUAUUAAAUUGCACUAUAGUCCAUCACAGCUGGACUUUAGACAGGUGGAGGCACAGGUGACGUUAGUAACUGAGCGCACUCUUCUUCCAGGAAGGAAGCGCAACAGCUUUAGAAAUGGCUAAGUUCUUUACACCAGCUCAAAUCAGCGAGUUCAAAGAAUGCUUCUCCUUGUACGACAAAAAGCAGAAGGGUAAAAUCGAGUCAAAAGAUCUGAUAACAGUUAUGCGCUGCCUGGGAACAAGCCCCACGCUUGGCGAAAUAGACAGGCAUCUUCAAGUCCAAAAAAUCGGAAAGACAGGCGAAGUAGACUUCUCUACCUUCCUGAUCAUGAUGCACAGGCAGAUGCAGCAGGAAGACCCGAAGAAUGAAAUCCUGGAGGCCUUUAGGAUGACGGACAAGCAGAAGAAAGGACAGAUCCAGGCAGCUGAGCUACGGGCCAAGCUGACCACCUUAGGAGAGAAACUCACAAACAAAGAAGUGGACGACCUCUUCAAAGAAGCAAACAUCAAGUCAAAUGGCAUCAUUAACUAUGAAGCAUUUACUCAAAUGGUGACACUUCCACCAGUCGAUUAUUGACGAUUUCAGGUAAAAAAAAAAAAAAAAGUGGUUUAAAUUGAACUGGAGACACAAUAAACUUGAGUUUUGCAACUUGUGGAAA
Molecule: messenger RNA, 1283 nt
Organism: Xiphophorus couchianus (Monterrey platyfish)
Lineage: Eukaryota; Metazoa; Chordata; Actinopteri; Cyprinodontiformes; Poeciliidae
Gene: calml4a
Product: calmodulin-like 4a
Exons: 5
Coding region: 740-1201 (153 amino acids)
Cellular component (GO): myosin II complex
Molecular function (GO): calcium ion binding
Source: RefSeq, a predicted model, not a curated record